GAGUGAUCGUCACCACGCCCAGCCAGCCACCUCCAUCCCCGUCGCAUCCCCGUCGCAUGCCCAUCCGUCCCAACACAUCCUCGUCUCGCCAGCCCACACUCGACCGACGUGCGGGAUGGGGAAUGCAUACAUCUUCAGUCUCCAGCCGACCUUUACGCAGGGAUUGAUUCUUGGGCAGUUCUCCAUUCUCUUCCUCCUCAUCCUCAUCCUCAAGUACCUCUUCUUCGACACCGUCGCGGAUCGCUCCUACCGUGCGUCCUCGUACCAACCAAAACUCGAGAGAGAUGAGGAUGAGGAUAUUGCCCUCCUUGCCGAGCGGCUGGCUUCGGGCCUGGACAAAAGUGGGAAGACGGAAGCAGGCAGGUCGGAGAGCGCAGACUGGCUCAACGGCGUCCUGCGGCAGGUGGUAGACUCGUAUCGCGUGAAACUCCGUGAUGGGUUGUCUGGCGUUGCUGGUGAUGAAGUCGCGCGAAAGCGAGUGGAAGAAUUCGCGAACAGAGCACGUCCACCAGGGUUCCUGGACCCCAUCAGAGUCCAUUCUGUCGACUUGGGUAUUUCCGCCCCACGCUUGUCCCGGGCACGUCAAAAGCCUUCCAUCUCGCAAACCGCAGACCCCGCCAUUGAACUUGACAUGGACUACGUAGAUACCAUUUCGAUAUCCCUUUCUACCUCCGUCCUGUUCAACUACCCGUUCACAUCAUUCGCUCGACUUCCAGUCUCACUCACAAUAUCCCUUUCAAUUUUCUCCGCUACGAUAUGCUUAACGCCGCCACAGCCCCUUUCACCGCAUCCCACGCUCACUAUUGCCUUGCCAUCUCCUGAGACCGACUUCACGCUGAACCUUCAGACGAAGUCACUUAUGGGCAGUCGGGCGAAACUAGCCGACGUGCCGAAGUUGCACGAGCUCAUUACGAACCAGAUACGACGAGCCCUCGUAGAUAAAGGGACGUUCAAAAUCGUGCUUCCGGGACUCGCCAGCGUGGACGAGGUCAAGGAGGACAUCAAGAAAGAACGCGAGUUGAACGGUUUGCCUGUGAACUAAUGUUCUAGACUCAGCAUGAUAUGUUCCACUAUUGUACGAGGGUAUUGUAGAACGCGCAGUGUAUUAAUGGAUGGAGUAUUGUACAGCAACAAAUACGCCGUGUUGACGAGCCUGCAGGUAGCUCCGUACACUUGGUCCUACAGCAAGCUCAGGUACGUAAGUAUGUGG
Molecule: messenger RNA, 1210 nt
Organism: Rhodofomes roseus
Lineage: Eukaryota; Fungi; Basidiomycota; Agaricomycetes; Polyporales; Fomitopsidaceae
Product: maintenance of mitochondrial morphology protein 1
Exons: 7
Coding region: 116-1042 (308 amino acids)
Biological process (GO): phospholipid transport; mitochondrion organization
Cellular component (GO): ERMES complex; endoplasmic reticulum
Molecular function (GO): lipid binding
Source: RefSeq, a predicted model, not a curated record